Molecule: messenger RNA, 402 nt
Organism: Peniophora sp. CBMAI 1063
Lineage: Eukaryota; Fungi; Basidiomycota; Agaricomycetes; Russulales; Peniophoraceae
Source: the annotation of a GenBank genome assembly
AUGAUCGGUCUCAAGAGUACAUUAAACGUCAUUGACAACUCCGGCGCACUUCUGGUGGAGUGCGUCAACGUGCUCAAGAAUAAGGUCAACAAUGGCUGGGGAGGUGUUGGCGACGAAAUUGUCUGUGUCGUCAAGCGCGCACGGCCAGUACCGAACGCGGCCUUGCUUUCCGCCGCGGCAUUGAAGGUCCGGCGAGGAGACGUCCGACGCGCCGUCAUUGUCCGCACGCGCAAGGCCGAGAGGAGACCGGACGGCCGUCUCAUUCGCUUCGAUGACAACGCGGCAGUACUCUUGAAUAACAAGAAGGAAAUGCUCGGGUCGCGUAUAGGAGGAGUCGUAUCGGCGGACCUGCGAAUGAAGGGUUGGGGCAAGAUCGUUGCGUUGGCACCAAAGGUCUUAUAG